GAAAACAUUCGCAUCGUGUUGCCCGUCGUGAUAGGUUCCAGUCCGUGUCCGUGUAAGCAUAAGGUUAAAUACCAAAAAGUGACCAUUUUCGGAUAGUGCGUUACUGUAACUGUGCAAGGACGCAAAUAAUAGUUUUAAUUAUUGUUGUUUUCUUUUAUCAACGUCUGACACAGUUUUUUUGGACCAUAGGAUCGGCAAAACUCAGUGAAAGCGGUUACAGAACUGAGUGAGAUAAGCAAGCUGAAGCAAAUAGAGAUAAAAUAACGGAACUGUUGCAAUUUAAACUAAGGCACGAUGGAUCCCAGUAUUCUAGCAACCAUGGACCGUGACGCACUGAAAAAGCAGAUCGAAAACAUGAAGUACCAGGCCUCGAUGGAGCGGUGGCCAUUGUCGAAGAGUAUCGCAGCCAUGCGAGAAUACGUGGAGGAGAACGAAAAGAACGAUCCACUGAUUCACGCACCGGACAAGAAGAAUAAUCCUUGGGCUGAGAAGGGCAAAUGUGUCAUCAUGUAAAUAGCGUCCUAUCUUCUACCGAUACUUCUACUACUACUACUACUACUACUACUACUACCACCACUACCACUACUACUACUACUAGAACUACUUCUACACCCAAAAUCCAACUACUAUUUUCUACAACUUUCUACCAUUACAACAAAUGUACCAUAAGGGAGACAACAGAGCCUUUGCUUCGAACCGAUACUAUCAAACCGGUGCCAUUUUAUUAACACAUUUUGGUGCGAUCCAUUCUAAAUCCAACUAUACAAUCGGCUGCUGCAACUAUCAUGCCUCAAGCGGAGCACACGGUGAUCGGUGCUAAAAAACUUCCGUUUCCUCUACUCUUUCUGUUCGUUCAACAGUUGUACCGGGAGCUUAUUUCAAUAUUAAUAUUGUUUACACGAUUUUUGUGCGGUCUAUACAGUGACCAACCUGAAGUAAAACAGGAACCAAUUUAACCAAUUGCGAAAAUCAAUCAAAACAAGCAGUUGACCUGCAUGAUAUUAAGCAAUCUCACAGUUGUAGUUUGGUCAUUUAAUUGGUUCUUUUUGUGUUGUUUUUAUUUAAAUUUCUGUUUUCUAUAUUAUUUAUAAGCUACACAGUUAUUGUUAUUGCAAAAUGGUUCUUUUAAUAAUAGUUAGAAGAGACUGUAUCGUAACGAAAAAUCCUUAAUCAAGAUCCUUAGUGAGCUGAAAGAGUAGAAAACAGAAGAAGGAAAAUUGAAACCAACUGGCUAUCAAUGUUCGCAGCAGGGCUAAACGUUCUAUCUUGCUUUGUAUCUCAUUGCGGUCUGUCCAUUAGCUUUAAGUUUUAAGCGGAUCGGUGUGUUUUAGUUUAUUUUUGGUUGUUUUGUCCGUUCAGCGAAUUCAUUAUGUUAGGGGCAGUAGCGGUAAACAAAAGCGAAUGUUUGUAAUCUCUUCGGUGUAAGAACGCCAAAAACUGCCGAAAACCCGACACGUCAAGCAGCGAAACUGUGAACCAAAAUUUGAAUGAAGAAUUAAAGAGAACAAUUAGCUUAUAUGGGGCUGAUUGGAAAAACCAACUUACCACGUCCAUGCUGUCUCUGUCAUUGUGCAUACUUUCGUCUGGAUGUUGUUUUGUUUAUCUUUUCGUUAUCGACACACAUGCAUAAUAAGUGGGAAAAUAAUUUGCACAUACAGACUAAAACAAAAGAUACAGCAUACGAAAUAGCUGGGUGUAAACAUUGCAUGGGAAAAGAGUUUUGUAAAUUUGUCAUAAAAUAACAAACACAUCACCCCACGUCUAGUUCAUACAGAGUGGAUCGAGCUGUGCGUCCGAUUAUUUUUUACGUUUACUGGAAUAAAUCAAACACUGUGCAUGUCCAAUAGUGUCGCUGUGUGCCGUCCUUUCUA
Anopheles funestus (African malaria mosquito) is the source of this 1871-nucleotide messenger RNA. RefSeq names its product guanine nucleotide-binding protein subunit gamma-e (gene Ggamma30A). Gene Ontology annotation, cellular component: heterotrimeric G-protein complex. The transcript has 3 exons. The coding region runs from base 295 to 513 and encodes 72 amino acids. The record is from RefSeq and is a predicted model, not a curated record. Lineage: Eukaryota; Metazoa; Arthropoda; Insecta; Diptera; Culicidae. Gene Ontology annotation, molecular function: G-protein beta-subunit binding. Gene Ontology annotation, biological process: sensory perception of taste; phospholipase C-activating G protein-coupled receptor signaling pathway.